UUCUUUCUAUCUUUCGCACGUUCCCAACCUCAUAAAUCCCCGACGGCUUUCACUUCCCUCUUCCUUCUUCUCCUUCCAUGAACAUCCACUGCGACGAGCCUCUCUCUUCUUCUCUCUCUUUCAUGGAGAACCUGAGCUACUCUUCUUCACUCCUUCCUUGCCCACCUUCACCGCCGCUGUCUUCUUCAUCCCCGUCUUUUCUGUCAUUGAACCCUAGAUUGACCGGCUUGGGUGCUUACAACGCCGAAUUCAAAGGACAUGGCGAUAACAAUAUCGAGCAAAGUGGUUAUCUGGGGCUGGACAUGUCGAACUCAUCGCCGUUGGAUCACCGUCGCGUGCCUGAAGCGCCAGCAGCGGUGGAUGAGAAUGACGCCGAGAACGCCUUGAAGGCAGUCAAGAAGAAGGGAGGGAAGAAGGUGAGGAAGCCGAAAUAUGCUUUCCAGACAAGGAGCCAAGUGGACAUACUCGACGACGGUUACCGGUGGAGGAAGUAUGGCCAAAAGGCCGUGAAGAACAACAAAUUCCCACGGAGCUACUACCGUUGCACGUUCCACGGCUGCAACGUGAAGAAGCAAGUCCAACGACUGACCAAAGACGAAGGCAUGGUGGUGACGACGUACGAAGGAAUGCAUUCUCAUCCGAUCGAGAAAUCCACGGAGAACUUCGAGCACAUCUUGAGCCAGCUGCAGAUCUACGGUGCCUCCCUUUAGAUAGGUCACCAACGCCCGUUGUCGCUGUUAACUUUUUCACAUUCUGGGACAUCGAAAUAGUAGUAACAUACAUAUUGUAUAUUGAAAAGAGGGUUAACUGACCACGCACCUCAUUUAAAACUACACAGUGUCUAGAUAAGAUAUUGUAUCCAGCAGAUUACUUUUAUGUUAUCUCUUGAUUGUAUGUCGCA
Eucalyptus grandis is the source of this 901-nucleotide messenger RNA. Its product is annotated as probable WRKY transcription factor 75. Gene Ontology annotation, biological process: regulation of DNA-templated transcription. NCBI's taxonomy places the organism in Eukaryota, Viridiplantae, Streptophyta, Magnoliopsida, Myrtales, Myrtaceae. The record is from RefSeq and is a predicted model, not a curated record. Gene Ontology annotation, molecular function: sequence-specific DNA binding; DNA-binding transcription factor activity. Bases 78 to 710 code for a protein of 210 amino acids. The transcript has 2 exons.